AGCUGGUGAUUUUUAGUCAUUUGUUAUGGGUACUUCAUCGAUGUCAAUUUCCGUUCUCAUAAUGCCGAUUAUCGUAGCCUUGAGUAGGCGUAAGAGCACCCGGUUGCUGGCCAUACUGGGAGGCCUGAUAGGAGCCCUCGGCUGUCUAUUCACCUCUUUUGCGUCCCAAUUCCAUCAACUUUACUUCAGUUAUGGUGUUAUCCUUGGAAUCGGAGUGAGCUUAAGCAGGGGAACCUCAUCCAUCAUGGUCGGCCAGUACUUCAAAAAGAAGCGGGAACUGGUGGAAAUAUUUGUUAUAUCCAGCACAGGAAUAGGGAUGGCAGUGGUGCCGUUACUGGUUGCCCAUGCUGUGAGCAAUCUGGGCUGGCGAUUGGGUCUUCAAGCCAUAACUGGAAUGAUGUCACUAACUUUCAUCUUGGGAAUCUUCUACAGACCAGCGUCUUUGUACCAUCCCCAGCGGAGGGCUAUUCUUCAUCUGAAAGGGCUCCAGAAGCGUUCCAAGGCCAAAGAUAAAAAUGCCCAGAAAGAGAAGCCUCCCUUUUUUGAUUUCGCAGUUCUCAAAUCAAGAACGGUCCAGAUUUUAAUAUCCGGAAGUGCACUCUCAGCUUUCGGAAUCAAUGCUCCUGUCAUGCUCCUGAUGCACCUUGGAAAAGAAGAAGGCCUCGAGAGCAGUGCCUUGCUCCUUCUCCAGGCUUACCUAGGCAUGGCAUCUUGCCUAGGCAGCACAGCACUGGGUUUCAUUGUUGUCAAGAACAGCAUGCAGUGCCUAAUUGCAAAGCAAUACCUCACGCAAGCGUCAAUAUUCAUUAUGGGUGGUGCCAUCUUGGCCUUCAUAUCCUUGAAAGAAUACAGUGGCUAUGUCCUCUUCAUGUGGGUGUAUGGGUUUUUCUAUGGAGGGUAUCAUUAUUCUCUGAAGAUCUUCACAUUCGAAAAAGUCAGAGCAAGGAACUUUUCCAGGGCAUGGGGAUUCAUACAGUGUAGCCAAGCAAUACCGAUGCUGAUAGGCUUACCACUGACAGGAUAUCUAAAUUCAGUGCAAGGUGAACGAACGGGAUUUUAUUUCGCUUCUGCGUGCUUGUUCACAGGUGGACUGGUGCUUUUUCUGAUAGACGUUCACAAACGAAAUGUCAAGCGCCAAAAAAGCAACACCAUGAACUCCAGUUACGACCCAACAGACGGUGAGCACAUGGAGAAUAACAGAGCUUACUACAGCAGACGAGUUUCACUACAAGAUCUCGCCAACGCCAGAAUGCUCGCCAAGCAAAAACUUGUCAAUGAAAUCAUUCACAAACAGGAACUCACGUGCAUCUCGGAAGAGGUGAUAAUGGAUAAUUUCUUGGAUGAUUACGUGGACGAUUGUAUCACCUCAUGCAAUAAGGAAGAAAAAUACCUCAUGCUAAGUGAGUUCGAGAAUAAUCUGAUCAACACCCAAGAAUCCUCUAGCGUUAGCCAAGAGGUUCGGAAACUCGCUAAAGAAAGGAAAUUCUCAACCGUCACUCCACCUUUAGUUGAACAUUGUCCAAAUUGCUUACGCGUUGUACCGAUAGAGGGCAGCACUCCCUGUGAAUCAGUGCCAAAGAAAACGCAUGUUUCGCGUUCGUCAGCUAAAAAACAAACGGCUUCGAAGAAAAAGGAGGACAAAACAACAAUAAGUACCGAUAUAAUUGAUGAAGUAACAUCCUCUUUAUGAAACUGAUCACUUUAAUUGUUUUGUGAACAAAUAUGUGGUAUUUAAUUUAUUUAUUGUGAAUUUGUAUAUGUUUCUAAUAAAUGAUUCUAGAUGGCAGCACCAUAUCUGGUGAUGCAAACAUUUCAGAAACUUAAAAUUUGAAAGUUAACAAUAACUUCACGUGUUCGUUUUGAACACAGUACGGUUCACAGUUAUUUCCAUGUGGCGUUCGAAUUAUUAAUGAAACAGUAUAAAAACUCUAAUUAAUAAAUCUGUGAUGUAUCAAAAGUGGUUUAAUGUUCAUUUAUUCUAAUUCGUACUCCAAGACUUGAAUUUAAAAAUCUCCCCGAUUUAAACAAAGGGCAAACAAUUUCCAUAUUUUGUGCAUUAAUAAAAGUGUUCUUGUUCUGGUA
Stegodyphus dumicola is the source of this 2082-nucleotide messenger RNA. RefSeq names its product monocarboxylate transporter 10-like. The record is from RefSeq and is a predicted model, not a curated record. Lineage: Eukaryota; Metazoa; Arthropoda; Arachnida; Araneae; Eresidae. Gene Ontology annotation, molecular function: transmembrane transporter activity. Gene Ontology annotation, biological process: transmembrane transport.